AUGACCGACAUGAUGGAAGAGGACCCAUCGUCUGGGAUGCAGUCCUCCGAGGAGGAGGUAUCCGUGGAGUCCCUAGUCAGAGGGCGAGCGAAACGAAGCACAGCGGGACUACACAUGUCCGCUCUCCUUGAAGCCGCCGCAGACGACGACCUGGCACUACUAUUUGAGGAAGUCGAAGACGACAACGAAUUCGCGGACGAGGUAGAUCCUGAAGUAGAGGAAGACGAAGGACUUGAAUCGUCGGACGACGAUGACGACCAAGGACCCAACGCGACGAACGACUACGAGGGCGAACAGCAACUACAAAAAGAAGAGCGCAAGAAAAGAAAACUGCAGAAUGACCUCCGGUUCCAGACCCUACGCAAGCGAGUCAAGAUUGAUCCGACCGCCGUCAACGCCGUGCCCGCCGCCCCUCCUCGUCCAAAGAAAAAGUCGGAGCGUAUCUCAUGGAUUCCCACAGUGGAGGACGGGCCUACACGGCAGUCUUCGCGUCGUCAGACGAUGGUGAACAAGGAAAUGACGCACGCGCGUCUCAAGGACAGCCAGGAGAAGCGGGUGCGCAUUAUCGCUACCAUGAGGGAAGCUGAGAAGCGCAAGGCCCAUCUGAAACCGAAGAAGAUGACACAGGAGGAUCACCUGGCGGAGGCCGCCAGAGUGGAACGGCUCAACAGCAAGAGUUUGAACCGCUGGGAGCAGACAGAACGAAGAAAGGCGGAUGAAAGACGAGCGAGGAUCGAGGCACUCCAAAACCGCCGUCUGGAUGGUCCGGUUAUAUCCUACUGGAGUGGUAUGGCUACAUGGACCAAUGGGCGUCUCACGCGGGUCGGCAAGAUUGAUAUUAAACCGAAGCCAGACAAAGAAGAGGCCAAGAAGAAAAAGAAGGAGAAGGAGGACAGAGAAAAGGCGGCGGCGGAUCAGUUGGCCUUGCAGUCUAUUCCUGUCUUCGGGCCUGCACCUUUCGCGGCUCCAACACAACCACUACCAAACCCCAACCUUCCCAUUGCAAGUACUGUUACACCUGUUACACCGGGAACACCAGCUCAACCCAUCCGGACUCCUACGGAACAAAGGCCGGCUUGGGACAAGCCGCCAGAAACCAUCGCAACCCCGACUCCUGAAAACAAAGAAUCACCUGUCGCGUCUGCUGGGACGACUGGCAAUGUUGAUACAUCGUUAGAGACGCAGACGAGUGCAGCCAUACCUUCCGAUAAUGACAAGAGCAUCGCAGUGGAAAAGCAAACUCCAGAAAAGGAGGCAAAUGCAACGGAGCCUUCAGAGAAGAAUGAAAAAGCGCCAGAAUCCGCGAAACAGUCAGAGGAGAGACUCUUUGCUGUGGAAAUCCCAGCAUCUCAACGUUUAUCGGGAUCUCAAAACAAUGGCUCUGCUCAAACAAUGGGGGAGCCAACCUCUGCCAAGAAUGACGAUGCUAUGGAUGUUGACCAACCUCCAGCGCUUGCAGAUGUUCCCAAGGAUAACCAAGCGCAAGACCCGGUCAAAGCAAACUUAACGCCUUCCGAUACUGCAGGUGCCCAACCAGUUUCGGCACAGGAACCCAAAGCAGAUGCACCCGGGCCGACUCCUGAAGGACAACCACCGGCGGGCGCCUCACAGCCUGUGAAACCUGCCACUCACGUCGGCUCAGGAGUUGCACUGGCCCCUCACAUCUCGGCAACUGCAGCAGUUAGUUCAGCCACGGUGCCCGAGAACGCCUUCCUCCAAACCCAAAACCAACAAACAUGGCAUUCCGGAAUACAACCCCCAAAUGGGAUGGGACCAGUACAGCCAGCGAUCCAACCAUCCCCUCCAGUAAUCGAACACACCGGACGCACAUUGACCAUCCUCGAGAACUUCGACCAUGCGACCGCUCACAGUCGCAAAUAUAGCAUGUACUUUAACUCCAAAAAGCAACCCCGUUUGACAAAAAUCUCGUCAUCUCUGUGCGUCAUCACCUCCAUGCCAUCACGAUACCGCGACUCCGAAACAGGCCUCCCAUACGCCAACUCCUACGCCUAUGGUCAAAUCCGCCGCCUCUUAUCCGAAGGGUGCAUCUGGAGCUCGAUGCUAGGCUGUUUCGUAGGCCCAGCCGACGGUGCCGCGCGCGGCGUGCCCGAGCGAUUUUCCGGCAAACCAGGCCCAGUCUCCGUUCCAGUUCCAGGCCCAGGCACCGUUAAAACGCCCGCCCUGGAGGGAGAGGGCCAGGCCAAGUCGAUUCCAACCAAGCCCGCUGCCGCGAAUGGCGAUCUCCCUUCAACCCCCACAGCCCAGGCUCCAGCGCCUGAGCCAAUGGACGUGGACAAAUAG
Messenger RNA from Penicillium arizonense, 2301 nucleotides. RefSeq names its product putative signal transducer. The transcript has 2 exons. Gene Ontology annotation, cellular component: nucleus. Gene Ontology annotation, molecular function: ATP-dependent H2AZ histone chaperone activity. The record is from RefSeq and is a predicted model, not a curated record. The coding region runs from base 1 to 2301 and encodes 766 amino acids. Gene Ontology annotation, biological process: regulation of DNA-templated transcription; chromatin remodeling. NCBI's taxonomy places the organism in Eukaryota, Fungi, Ascomycota, Eurotiomycetes, Eurotiales, Aspergillaceae.